Odontomachus brunneus is the source of this 350-nucleotide messenger RNA. RefSeq names its product odorant receptor 4-like. The record is from RefSeq and is a predicted model, not a curated record. Lineage: Eukaryota; Metazoa; Arthropoda; Insecta; Hymenoptera; Formicidae. The coding region runs from base 4 to 255 and encodes 83 amino acids. Gene Ontology annotation, molecular function: odorant binding; olfactory receptor activity. Gene Ontology annotation, biological process: sensory perception of smell; detection of chemical stimulus involved in sensory perception of smell. Gene Ontology annotation, cellular component: plasma membrane. The transcript has 3 exons.
UAUAUGUUCUUUUUUAAUUAUUUAGGCCAAGAAAUUACAGAUCAUAAUAACAAUAUAUUUCUCAGCACGUACAAUACUUGUUGGUAUAUGGCACCAUUGAGUAUACAAAAAUUGAUAUUAUUGCUGUUGCAAAGAGGCAAUAAACCGUACAGCAUGUCUACUGCUGGAUUAUUUGUUGCAUCUAUACAAUUUUUUGCCAAAUUGACGAAUGCAUCGUUAUCUUACUUUACUGUUUUGUACAGCGUCCAGAAAUGAUAAGAAAUAUCAGUCGUAGUAAAAAUUCUUAUAUUUCUAUUGAAUAUAUGUAUGUAUGUAUAUAUAAAAAAACAUACGCCUUUUCCUUGUGACUG